Messenger RNA from Armigeres subalbatus, 1787 nucleotides. Its product is annotated as syntaxin-4-like. The record is from RefSeq and is a predicted model, not a curated record. The transcript is spliced from 7 exons. NCBI's taxonomy places the organism in Eukaryota, Metazoa, Arthropoda, Insecta, Diptera, Culicidae. Gene Ontology annotation, cellular component: SNARE complex; synaptic vesicle; plasma membrane. Gene Ontology annotation, biological process: synaptic vesicle fusion to presynaptic active zone membrane; exocytosis; intracellular protein transport. The coding region runs from base 266 to 1129 and encodes 287 amino acids. Gene Ontology annotation, molecular function: SNAP receptor activity; SNARE binding.
GACAGUAUCAUUCGGAACCGCAACUCACCCACAUGAGCGUUUUCGGUACGCUCGCUCGCUGACUGUCGCGUAUGUGCCUGUCUCGGAUUAAUCACUUUUAUCGCGAAACUGACUGAUUGAUAAGAUUGUGGAAAUUGCCUGCGUCAACGAAUACUGUAAACGUACAAUGUUCCAAAAUAGAUAGGGCAAAGUUAUAGGAGUGGAUUUUGCCGGAACCUGAUAUUUAUCGAUCAGGUCGUUUGAAUAGCGAAAAAAUAAGUCACUCAUGACCAUGGUGAAAGAUCGUUUGAGCGAAUUGAAAAGUAAAAGUAAAUAUGUCAGCGAGGUCAGUCUCAAUUUGGUACCGUCGAAGUCGCAGGAGGAAAUUUUCUGCAAUCUGGAAAAGUUUUCAGAACUGACCGAAUGGAUACGUACGAUCCGGGCCAACAUCGAGGAGAUGCGCAAAACCAUCUCAACGCCAUCCUUCCACUACAAUGACAAAGUGAUACGUCAGAAGGUAGAAACCAAAAUGGACCAGAGUCUUGGGCUGUGCAAACAAAUUUACACCGCGAUCAAGCGGCUACAGGAGGAACUGGAAGAGGAGAAUAGUCGAGGGAGUGUCCUCUUCCGGAUCAAACACACGCAGUUCCUGGUCAUCAAGGACGACUACCUGAAUGCGUACCGAGAGCACGAAGAGUUUGUCAACUACUACGAAAACAAGGUGGUCAAUCUGAUGAAAAAGGAAGCGAAAGCAAUGAGCUACAACAUUACAGACGAUGAAGCAGCGGAGAUGUUGGCCAGCAACCAGAUGUCACCUUUUGUAGGGAAUAUUCUGGAAGAAACGGAACGGGAACGGCAGAAACUUCGGGACAUUAUGGCACGACACUCGCAGCUAGUCGAACUGGAGAAGUCACUGAUCGAGAUUCGUGAUCUUUUCGUGAGGAUAUCGACGCUGGUCAUGGAUCAGGGCAGUUUGGUUCAGGUGAUCGAGUACCACGCGCAGCAGGCUUCGCUCAACACCGAUCACGGAGCGCACCAGCUCGAGAAGGCUCGCGAGUACAAACUUAAGGCACUGAAGAAGAAAACAUGGCUGCUGAUGUGGGCCGUCAUAAUUCUGGGCGUACUGGUACUGCUAAUGAUCAUAUUCUAAGUUAAAUUUAAGUUCUGUAAAAAGUGUUCAAACGGCGAAAUCUGUCCGUCCUUGGUUGAAAGAAACUCCGCCUGAAGAUAGGCCCACCGACUAAAUUAGCGACCGCGCAAGUGUGCCGCUGCUACUAGUUAGCAUUCUUAGCUGCCCCCACACGAUAUGAUCGCUAUUCAUUAGCGUCAAUUAGGAAAUUGUGCAAAACAUGUUACAGUCGUGGUUUCGCUUUCCUAUUUUGGUUCAGUUUGUAGUCCGUAGUGAGCUUGGGAAGAGUGAGUAUCGGCGAGAAUCGAGUAUUUUUAUGUGAUUGAAUCGGGUUUUGUAAUGAGAUCGAGCCAUGGUUAAAGAUCGGCUUCAAGAAAUGUUGGAGGUCAAAUUAAAUUUCUUUCACCGGAAGAAAUCCUUUAACAAGCAUUCAAUUCCCAUUUUUAGAAGAGCAAAGCGAUCGAGGAAUACAAAUUUGUGCAUGAGCAUGAGUUUAGAACGCGAUACAAUCAGGAACUGAUUUUGGAGGACCUUGAUCAAUAGUUUUCGGAAAUAUCAGGCUGGAUUCGGCAACUGCAUCGGAACGUUACGGACAUUGAGGUGAAUAUCUUCUGCGAAGGGUGGACGAAAGCAAGCCAAAGGCUACGGGAGAAUGCCAAUCUGUGCUACCGGAUCUACG